Entelurus aequoreus (snake pipefish) is the source of this 3180-nucleotide messenger RNA. RefSeq names its product progestin and adipoQ receptor family member 9 (gene paqr9). The coding region runs from base 405 to 1442 and encodes 345 amino acids. The record is from RefSeq and is a predicted model, not a curated record. The transcript has a single exon. Lineage: Eukaryota; Metazoa; Chordata; Actinopteri; Syngnathiformes; Syngnathidae. Gene Ontology annotation, molecular function: signaling receptor activity. Gene Ontology annotation, cellular component: membrane.
UGUUACCACACGCUUGUAGGUCAGAUUGCGUCCUUCCUAUUCAAUGGCCGGAAACGGCGGAUGCCGCAACAUUGUAACGGCGCUGAAUGGAGGAUUUAACACGGCAACUGGAACCUGCCUUGGUUUUACUCCGUGGAAGGUGCGGUCCUAACGGGGUGAAGUAAAAAUAUUUGACCAUUUUUUUCCUCCCUGGACAUUUUGUCUUUUGUGUGGACUGUAAAGCCGACACGAUUACACAACCUCUGACGGGAUCAAAGGGGACAGUCGGUCCGCACCGGAAGAACCACAAAUGUAUUUUCUUAAUAUAACCGGGGGUUCCCAAAAUAAGGGUCAGGGGCCCGGUUUGGACCACAAGGCAAUUUUUGUUUUUGCUAGUAAUUUUAUUUUUGAAUAAUUUUGUUGUGAUGCUGCUCAACUGCGAUCGUCCUUUAACUCUUCUGAGUUACUCGGACGUGCCGCCCCGGGUCAUCGAGAACUUCAUCCUGACCGGCUACCGCUUCCCCAACUACAGCUUCCGGGAUUGCGUCCUUUCGGCGUUCCGGCCCACCAACGAGACGGGCAACUUCUGGACGCACUUCCUCCCCGUGUUCGUGUUCGCCUACCACUUCGCCGAGGUCUUUGACUGGGAGGAGGCGCCGUCCGGGUGGCACCCGUUUUUCUACCCGCUCUGGACCUACUUCCUGUGCGUUUCGUCUCUGUUGGUGUCCAGCAGCUUCGCCCACUUGCUGAACUCCAUGUCGCUGGUGGUGAGAGAAGUCUGCUUCUUCGUGGACUACGGGACCAUCAGCGCCUACACGGUGGGGUCGUCCUUGGCGUACCAUUACUACAUCCACCCCCGGCCCGGGCUGGACCAGAUAAACGCCGACGGGGACUUGAAGCCUUCGGAGUUCCGACUCUUCUUCGAGACUCUCUACAUCCCCAGUGCUUGUGUCGUGGCCAUUAUUUGCCUCCUGUCCUGCUGCUACACUCGCCAAAAGUGGAGGCGCUAUCGAUACGCCAUCCGGACCCUGGUCUUCCUCCUCCCGUUUCUGGUGUCGUCCACGCCCAUCUUUUACCGCCUCCUCGUCCGAUCGCCGUAUUCCACCGCCUCCGUCUACUUCUACCGCCACUGUUUCUGGCUGCUGGCGGCGGCCGGGUUUAACAUCAGCAAGGUCCCGGAGAGGUUGUCGCCGGGUCACUUCGACAUCUGGGGUCACAGCCACCAGUGGUUCCAUUGCUGCACCUUUUUGUCCAUCCUGGACGAGCUCCACAUGAUCAAGUCGGAGGUGAGGGCCAUCCUGGCCGGGUCCGUAGCGCUGCCGCCCGGCCCCGCAGCCGGGGCCACCUACGGGGUCAUGCUUUUCCUGCAGGCCACCAUCGUCUCAAUCAUUGUCGCGUUUUCUUGGCAUGCCAACUGUCUUUACGGGAAUCAACUGGCAAACAAACAACAGAAAUGUCACUGAUUUCUUAAUCAUAUCUCGUAGUUUCGACACCAUUUGAUGAUGAAUAAAAGUCGUUAGCCGCUAUGCUGAGAUGUAUGAUUUAUGAUCUACAAUAAACUUACAGGGAGAUGAUGUAAACUAUAGGCACACAGGAAGGGAUCAUGGCGCCGCUGUAAAUAGUUGGUCUGUGUAAGAGUUUAUAAUAACAAUAUCACCAAUACUUGUUAAUAUUCAAGUCACCAAAUGUGAAUGCGGUUUUUGGAUGUUUAUUUAUUGGAUUUUAUGAGCGGAGUAGAGGAGUUCCCGUUGGCGUAUCGUUGGCACUUUUUGAAUGUUUUUUAGACUGACUAUCGUUAGCUCAGUGGUUCUUAACCUUGUUGGAGGUACCAAACCCCACCAGUUUCAUAUGCGCAUUCCCCGAACCCGAACCGUGAUCGUAAAAUGAUGUUAUUAUAUUAAAGAAAUACUAAUAAAGAUAUAUUUUACAAACGGAAAGUUACAGGAAUGUACACAUGAUCCCAUGUUUACAUCUCAUUGUGCAACAUGUGAAUGUUUUGGUGGGGACUAAAUGCGAUAUCUGAAAGGGGUACACAUUAUUUCCAAAGUAGGACCCCCACCCAGAAAUAUAAAACCACAACACAGCUCAUGAAAAACAAUAUGUUAUAGUCAUUGUAAGUGGCCCAAAACACUCAUAUUAGAAAAUAAUCUCAUGGAAAUGACUGCUGUCAUUUGAUUACAAUAAUAAAACAUUGAACUUGUUAUUUAGUCAGGUUUGGGACAGGUGUGCUGCAGGUGUGACCACAGUGCAUGUGCACGUCUGACGUCGCUCACAUGUGCUCCACCGAAUGCUCAAGGAGUUUUUGCGUUUGCUCACACAUAUGGAAAAUUAGAGGGAACAUUGUUUGGGGGUAUCCAUAAUACGCCAACAGGGAGAAGUUUUUAUUUACACGAUGAGUCGGGUGUGUCUUGACCUCCGCGGCGGAGGCUCUGCCGAACCCCUGAGGCCGACUCACCUAGGGUUCGAUCGAACCCAGGUUAAGAACCACUGCGUUAGCUUCAUUGUGAGCCACCUCGUACUUACCGUGUGUGACAAAUUAGAAUGCAUAAACAAGAAAUACAUAAAUGGUAAAUGGGUGGAGGUCAUGGUUCUCGCCCGUAAAAGGGUGGAGUGCCAUCUCCGGGCUGGGGAGGAGACCCUGCCCCAAGUGGAGGAGUUCAAGUACCUCAGAGUCUUGUUCACGAGUGAGGGAAGAGUGGAUCGUGAGAUCGACAGGCGGAUCGGUGCGGCGUCUUCAGUAAUGCGGACGCUGUAUCGAUCCGUUUUGGUGAAGAAGAAGCUGAGCCGGAAGGCAAAGCUCUCAAUUUACCGGUCGAUCUACGUUCCAAUCCUCACCUAUGGUCAUGAGCUUUGGGUUAUGACCCAAAGGACAAAAUCACGGGUACAAGCGGCCGAAAUGAGUUUCCUCCGCCGGGUGGCGUGGCUCUCCCUUAGAGAUAGGGUCAGGAUGCCACUCGAACGCCUCCCUAGGUAGGUGUUUAAGGGCACGUCCGACCGGUAGGAGGCCACGGGGAAGACUCAGGACACUUUUGGGUAGACUAUGUCUCCCGGCUGGCCUGGGAAUGCCUCGGGAUCCCCCGGGAAGAGUUGGACGAAGUGGCUGGGGAGAGGGAAGUCUGGGAUUCCCUGGUUAGGCUGCUGCCCCCGCGACCUGACCUCGGAUAAGCGGAAGAAGAUGGAUGGAUGGAUCGAACCAGGAAC